AUGGAGAAGAAUCAGGAAAUAAACAAGAAUUUUAGUGGGCCUCACGCCCAAGAAGCAGCGAUUACAGCAAGCGCUGAAAUGAAGAGAACGCAAGCACUGGAACGCCUUGAAAAGCUGACCAGCGAAUUGCAUGAGUUUGUCAAAUCAAAGGUCAACAUCCAUAAGGAGAUAAAGACCAAGACAACCAGUGUAGUUAACGCCCUUCAAAGGUUUAAAACACUGGAUGAAGAAUGGCAGUCAUCUCGACGACUCACUCCCCGUGUUACUCCGGAGAAAAGCAGUCAACCUACUGCUGAGACGGAAGAAGCAAUGGACACUGGAGUCGAUGGUGACAAUGAAUUUGUCGCUGGAGAUAAAAACGAAACUGGCACCAAGUCUAAUAAGAGAAAGUACCGAACCUCUCCGGACCCAACGGUCAGCCAAGUCACGAAGAGGAAGAACUUGAAGAGGAGCCCACUGCAAAGGGCAACAGUGCAGAGCGGCGAACAUGAAAAGACGACUGCUUGGCAGAUAGUUCAGUCCAAGAAAGAACUGAAGAAGCAAAGAAAGGAGCAGCUCCCAAAGCAGCCGCCAACGGGACCCCGACCUGAACCCAAGCGAAAGAAACCGCGUAAAUGGAUCAGACCGGAUGCUCUUAUUAUCCGACCAGCCCAGAAGGAGAAAUACGCUGACAUCCUGCGGCGAAUAAAGACGGACGUCCAUGAUGACCAGGCCCGCUUGUCUGUAGAAAAGAUCCUUAAGACCAAGAACGGUGACAUGCUCAUCACCCUUUCGAAGAAGAGCACUGACAAAGGUCAAGCAUUGCAGAAGGCCAUUGCGGGCAUCCUCAAAGAGGACGCUGAAGUAAUCUGCAAAGGACCGCAAGAAGUCAUCGAGAUACGAGACGUGGAUGACACGACAACGAAAGAAGACAUCCAGACCGCUCUACGAAAAGAAACUGGGGGAAAUUGUGAGAUACCACUGGAGGCAAUCAAGAUCCGUAAGGCCUACAGAGGUACUCAGACUGCUACAGUGACUCUACCAGCGGUUGUAGCUCAGACACUGCUAGGAAGAAACGGCAAAAUAAGGAUCGGUUGGGUCAACUGCCGAAUAAGAGCAACAAAGAGACCGAUCCAAUGCUUCAAAUGCUGGAUUUUUGGACAUUUUGAUUCCCAGUGUAAAAGUGAAGUGAACCGGUCUAAUCUGUGCAUCAGAUGCGGGCAAGAAGGGCACAAGAUUGCUGACUGUAAAAACCCAGCUAAAUGCGUACUGUGCAUUGAACGUCACGGCGCAGAGAAGGCUGCCCACCAUGCAGGCACUCACAGAUGCCCGGCCUUCCAAGAAGCGCUCCAGAAGAUAACGAACACAAGAACAUGA
Molecule: messenger RNA, 1356 nt
Organism: Temnothorax curvispinosus
Lineage: Eukaryota; Metazoa; Arthropoda; Insecta; Hymenoptera; Formicidae
Exons: 1
Coding region: 1-1356 (451 amino acids)
Molecular function (GO): zinc ion binding; nucleic acid binding
Source: RefSeq, a predicted model, not a curated record